Messenger RNA from Amoebophrya sp. A120, 4839 nucleotides. The record is from the annotation of a GenBank genome assembly. NCBI's taxonomy places the organism in Eukaryota, Dinophyceae, Syndiniales, Amoebophryaceae.
GUAAAAGUGGCCGAUGACACAAUGACCAGGCUGCAUAGAAGCGUUCUCCGUUGUCUUGACGCGACACGGUAUAAGUAGAAUGAUCUCUUUUGUACAGCUAGAUACCGUCGCAACUACCAAAACUACACAGGACCUCAAACCGCCAUGAAUAAAGUUCACCUUUUUGUGUUUUUCAUCCCAUUUGAUGAUUUACCCAGUUUCCAAUUUGUCUUUUACGCUGAUCUUCUCUGCUCUUUGCUUUUUAUUUGAAAAUAAUUUCUGCUCCUGCUCGGUGGAAUGAUGAAUGAAAACACGCAAAGAAAAAUAUGUUGGAUUCGCCGAGCUAUCAACUGUAAAAAUGUCUGGGUCUGGAAGAAUGCGCGAUUUGUCAUGCUUCUCUGGCAUGACUCUUACAUCUGUCAUGCAGGUUACCCAAGAACCCCACUUUCCUGUCAUGCAAAAACGCAGUCUGUCAUGCAGAAUAGGCAACACCUAGAAGCUGAGAAACUUGUCAUGCUGAGCCAGCACUUAUGCCUUCCUCAUGAUACGCCACCCAGCAUCACAAGUUUCCAGACCCAGACAUUUUUACAUUUGAUACGAGCGUACCGCCAAAUCGACAACCCCCUGCUGGAUCGGUGUUUCGCGAAGACACAAAACCGUGGUGGAGGAGAAGAUGACGAUCCCAGUCGAGAAACAACACAUUUCCUUUCCUUCGACACGUGUCAAAUGCAAAUAUGUCUGGGUCUAAAAACUUGUGAUGCUAAAAUAUGCAUGAUGGAAAGGCUUCCAAAUGCAGCAGCCCAGCAUGACAACUUUCCGGAGCGCUUUCUCAUAGGCAGUCCGCAGGAGAAACUGCGUUCUUGCAUGACAAAAAGGGCUGCGGCUUUGGUCGGUUACUUGCAAGACAGAUUUCCCAGGAAUGUAAAGCUAGCAUUACAAGUUCCAACUUUCCAGACCCAGACGUAUUUGCAUUUGAUAACACGCACGAAUUGGAGUACCAGCUCGCCGACAAAGUGUUCCGGGCGAAAUAUCCGGAAUAAAAGCGUCCCCACACCAGAGUUGUCAUGCAAAUCUGCAUGCCAAAAACGUUUUUUAUGCGGAGCCCCAUGCGAAGCGUUUUCUAUUCGUAUUUGGGAAUUUUUGAUGCUAGAAUCAGCAUUAUAUGCUGGAUCUGUGAUGCUUCUGAACUAGCGAAAGAGGAUUACACUACGAAGAAAAACUUGUCAUGCGAAACAACGAAAGCUGGUGGAUUUGUAUAGCAGAUUUCGCAUCUUGCCUCUGGUGUGGGUACGUUUUUACACGGGAUACGAAAGACAUUUCCCAGUUGCGGCGCCAGUUCGUGGAGGAGGGGGUGACGGAAUUCCACAAAGAAUUGCAAGCCGCCUUGCAGCAGCGCAGGAGGAAAAACCACGGCGGAGCGAAUGGAAACUCUUCUUUUAUUGUUUCACGAUACUCGUAUCAAGUGGUGGAAGAACAAGAAGAUGAAAAGGGGAAUAAAGACGAUUGCAUUGCCGGUACAACUUCUGCAGGAACUAGCACCUCCUGCGCCCCUCCUCUGAAUAUCGCGAUUCGUCUCAAGAGCGCUUUCCGCCCGCAGCCGGACAGCGGGGAGCUGCAUGCCGCCGUCGCGGAGGCGUCGGGAAAGCUGGCGGCGGAAUGUUUGAGGCUACUAGUACUAUCGACGGAGGUCAUCGGGGCCAUCGUGCCGGGGAAAAUAAAUGAUCCUGCGACGACCUCCAGUGGUACGACUGGAACAACAAGCAAAACUCCUACGACUCAUUUGUACUUCGACCGGCUUUACGAUGCGCAUUCCGUUGACGAAGAGAAUUACGUUGUGAAAAACUGUGGCUUACUGUUCACGAAGGAAGCAGGUGCUAAUGCUAUCCAUCCCAUCCCCGGCUGCCACAACUUGAUCGCGGACUUUGGCAGGUUCACGCACGACGUCGCUGUCUUUGACGACGGAGGUACUACUCAUUCUAGCACAGCGUCCGACAAAUCUCCCAAAUUGCAGCUAGCCAGCAUCCCGGUGUCCUUUACACCGUUCGCACGGUUUCUCCACCGAAACUGGGGAAAACACUGUGGGGCGGACGUGGGAACGGUGACCGAGUUGACAAGUGAGUUGACGAGUUGGGCGAGAACUUCUACUAGUGCCAGUACAGCAGGAAAUGCACACACGCAGGGGCUCGAGGAAGGUGCUGUUUUUACGCAAGAUGAGCAACCCGCGGAAACAGGUUCUAUCGGGACCGGAAAAAAUGGCGGAACCAAGCCUAAGGCCAGCAGGUGGCGCAAGAAGGAGAAGGCAGAAGAGUCCGCAGCUGUCCCGCCGCGGGAGCCUGGGCAGCCAGAGAAGCGGCUGUUCUCGCCGCAACCUCGACCGCCGGCGGCGGCGGUGGCAGAAGCGCACCAGGGAACGGGCAAUCAACCUCAGGCAGCUGUUGGCGAAGAGGAAAAGAACAUGUUUAUUUCUCCCGCCAUCGUGCCGCAAAAACUACGCAACAACCUCCCCACGGUACGGCUGACCGUCGCGUACCGGAAUGGGGAAGUGAAAACUUUCGCAAUCCGGGUGAUUACUAUCGUUCACGAAGAACACGAAAAUUAUGAAAAGCGUCCAGCGGGUCGCGGAGACGUCGAACAGGAGAAGACACAAAGACCUAGACAAGCGGGGACAUCAGCACAGGAUCUACUACUUGGUGCACCAGGCAAUAAUACGAAACCCGACGCACCAGCUGCCACCACGACCCACCCCCACCACAAUUAUACCUUCCGCGGCGGCGAGCGUGCGGCGUUGGCGCGGUUCAAGAAGGUCAUUCUCGAGCAGCCUAAGUUUGUCAGAGACUUUGAAAAGCCGAAGACCAACCCGAUGGCCCUGCCGCCGAACAUCGCGACGACCGGGCUGUCGCCGUACUUCGCGAACGGGUUUUUGUCGGUGAAGAUGGUCGCUUGCUACCUCUACACCACGGAGCCGCAGAAGACCACCAAUGCCAAGGAUCCAAAUUGUCCGCCAACCCAGCAAUGCCUGCUCGGCCAGCUCUUCUGGCGGGAGUUUGCGCACUUUCUCGGGUUUGUUCUGGGUAAAGCAUUUGAGACGAUGGAGCAGAACCCGUUUUGCUUGCAGUAUAGUAAAUGGAAUAACUUCGACGAUGAAGAAGAAGAUGCUGCUGGGGCGGGUGAGAUCAUGCAGAACGCUUCGCGUGGUGGAACUUACAAAGGCAGAGGGACCACCAGUAGUGGAGCAUCAAUUCUUUCCACGGAAGCAAAAAUUCUCUCCCUGUUUGCGGUGGUGCCCCGGACGACGACUGGGACGACAAAAAUGGACCAGGACGAGAAUGAGAAAAGGAGAAUCCAGCAAGCCUCCAAUGCAGUUGAUCCCCUCCACCCGAAAGCCGUUCUCGCGGGCUUUCAGCAACUGCGCCACACUAUCAAAUGUAAAAAUGUCUGGGUCUGGAAGAGUGCCAGACUUGUCAUGCAGAUUCUCCAUGACCCAUGAGGUCUGUCAUGUAUGACAUAGCAUGACAGAUUCUGUGAGAGUUCUAUCAUGCCUAUCCUGCAUGAGAAACUGCAUCUCGGUUAGGUCAAAAGUGGACAGCUUUUCGCACUCAUGCAACACAGAUUUUUGCAUGAUCCAGAAUUAGCAUGGCAAGUUGCAACCUUCCCGACCCAGACAUAUUUGCAAUCCAUGCACACCGGUUGGAUCCACCACAUCAUGCGGCACAUGCUGGCUUGCUACUGGACGAGGGGGUCCGGAACUAUGCACCUGCACUGGGAACUCGGGCGCGAUCUGUUCCACUCCUUUCUCCUGGACUACGACUGGGCGAUUAACUGCAGCCAGUGGCAGUGGCUGUCCUGCUCGUUUCUGUUUUACAGCUUCAACCGGGUCUACCACCCCGCGGGCUUCGCGAAAAAAUGGGACCGGACGGGCGGCUACCAAAGGUAUUGGCUGGCUGCUGGGUCUUCAUAUUCAGACGUCUCGCAAGAACACCAGCCCCAUGGAAAAGUAGUAGUACUAGACCAGCUACUAGACCAGCACAAGAAGAGUUUUACUGCAGUAGGAUCUUCAUCUCACCACGACGCCACAAGCGACAGUGCGGAAGAACAGAAGAAGAUUCAGCAGUACUACAAGGCGGCGUACCUGUCGGAUGAAAAUAAUUCGGAUCACAAUUACCCCCAUAUCAAAUGCGAAUAUGUCUGGGUCUGGAACUUUGCUAGACUUGUCAUGCACAUUUUGCAUGACUCCUGAUGUCUGUGAUGCAUGCCCUAGCAUCACAGAUUUUGUGAGGGCUUCCUGAUGCCUAUACCGCAUGACAAAGGCUCUUUCCGUGUAGCAAAACUUGGACUCUCUUUGCUGCUCACGCAAUACAGAUUUUUUUACAAUCCAAAACCAGCAUGACAAGUUGCAUUCUUCCAGACCCAGACAUUUUUACAUUUGAUACCCCACCAGCACCCCUUAUUCUACUCCUCGAUGAACGCCGACGCGGUUGUGAAAGAGUGGGAAAAAGAGGAUAAAGAGUUCGGAAACGUAUUGAAACAGAAGAUUUUGGCUGCGCGGAAAAAGCUGAAUAGUACUACUUCUGGCGGUCCUCGUCGUGGUACCAAAACAGAUGGAAUUAGUGUGGUUACUUCUACUGAACAAGAUAAAGUUAAAGAUUCAUCUUCUCAAAAAAUAAACCGCAGAAGCAGCUGCGAAACGUUAGCCGAUGACAGAUUCUUCAUUCCGGACCCGAAUCUGCGGUUCGAGGUUUCAUCUUUUGUGUAGCGGAGAACGCAAGGUAAUUUUCUUACCUUGAAGGAACUCGACCUUGAGCAAACCCGUAUCCGACCUACGCCUCUCGACGAAGGUGUUGAAAAAGAGACAAACAGCGC